This is a messenger RNA of Puccinia graminis f. sp. tritici CRL 75-36-700-3, 390 nucleotides long. RefSeq lists its product as uncharacterized. Bases 1 to 390 code for a protein of 129 amino acids. The record is from RefSeq and is a predicted model, not a curated record. The transcript has 2 exons. NCBI's taxonomy places the organism in Eukaryota, Fungi, Basidiomycota, Pucciniomycetes, Pucciniales, Pucciniaceae.
AUGCGAAGGUUUCGGGCCUUAGGCCUCCAACUGCACACAGAAGCAGACACAGGGCGCCUGCGUACACUGAGACGAGUGUCGGAGCUUUCAACUUCAUUUCGUCGUGGGGAUCGAUUCCGCUGGACACUGAAACGUAUGAAACGUGAGGCUCGGGAUUCUACAUACGACUCCAGGGCGACUCGUAAGCAGACAGUCCUCGAGCAGAUGAGGAUGUGUCGACACUUACGGGUGAACGUAUGGAGAUUUCAGGCCGAGAAACUGCGAGAAGGAGCGAGCUCGGAUGGAAAAACUCAGGAAACGAAAGCAACAGAUGGGAUGAGGCUGCUUGAAAACUUCGAUGACCUGCGGAAACAGAGUCACAAAACAAUGCCCUCAGAGCGGGUAGCUUGA